AUACAAUGUCACAUAUAACCUGUUAACUUACCCAAAUCUCACUAGCUUAUCUGAGAGGGACCCAAUUCAUGUUUUUCUGAGCUUAAAUGGAUGGUUAAUUUCAGUGCUAAUUUUCUUAUUUAUAUCAAACUGUACCACCUUACGCUUUCUUCCAUAUAAUACACCUUGGUCUUCAGCUACCUUACCCUCACUCCCCUCAUCCCCUGCAUUUAUACAGAGCCAAUUAUUCUGUUUUCCCUCUAUACAGCUUCCUCCUCUCCUUCAAAUCAUGGCUCUCUUUCUCUUCUUCCUCCUAGCUCUUUUGGUACCUUCAAGCAAUGCUGGCUGGCCAGCAUCACCUGGCUACUGGCCAAGUUCUAAAUUCAGGUCUAUGAGCUUUUAUAAAGGGUUUAGAACCCUCUGGGGUCCUCAGCAUCAAAGCUUAGACCAAAAUGCAUUAACAAUCUGGCUUGACAGAACCACAGGAAGUGGAUUCAAGUCGGUUCGACCAUUUAGAUCCGGUUACUUUGGUUCCUCCAUUAAGCUUCAACCUGGUUAUACUGCAGGAGUUAUAACAGCUUUCUAUCUUUCAAACAGUGAAGCUCAUCCAGGGUAUCAUGAUGAAGUGGACAUCGAGUUUUUGGGGACUACAUUUGGGAAGCCCUAUACUUUACAGACCAAUGUUUACAUCAGAGGAAGUGGAGAUGGAAAAAUCAUUGGAAGAGAGAUGAAGUUUCAUUUGUGGUUUGAUCCCACCCAACAUUUUCAUCACUAUGCUAUAUUAUGGAGUCCUAAGGAGAUUAUAUUUUUGGUGGAUGAUGUGCCCAUAAGGAGGUACCAAAGAAAGAGUGCUGCAACAUUUCCCUUAAGACCAAUGUGGCUGUAUGGUUCAAUAUGGGAUGCCUCAUCUUGGGCUACUGAAGAUGGAAAAUACAAAGCAGAUUAUAGAUACCAACCCUUUGUAGCAAAGUUUACCAAUUUUAAAGCCGGUGGUUGCUCAGCCUAUUCCCCUGCCUGGUGCCACCCAGUCUCCGCCUCUCCAUUCCGGUCAGGUGGGUUGACUCGACAACAGUACCGGGUCAUGAAAUGGGUUCAAGCCAACCAUAUGGUGUAUGACUAUUGCAGGGAUUUCAAGAGGGACCAUUCCCUAACACCUGAAUGUUGGGGUUAAUCAUAUGCUUCAAGACUGAAGUUCCCCUAAUUAAAUUUCACUUCAUUCAAGUGUUUCAUCUUUUUCUUAUGUUUUACUUUAAUUUUCAAAGAAGAAAAAUUUGUGUGAAUUGCCUUGAGAUGGGUCAUCAAUCUGAGCGUCCAAGGCUUAUCCAAAAGAAGAAAAUUUGGAAUUUGGCGUGUGUUC
Rosa rugosa (rugosa rose) is the source of this 1336-nucleotide messenger RNA. Its product is annotated as probable xyloglucan endotransglucosylase/hydrolase protein 32. NCBI's taxonomy places the organism in Eukaryota, Viridiplantae, Streptophyta, Magnoliopsida, Rosales, Rosaceae. The record is from RefSeq and is a predicted model, not a curated record. Gene Ontology annotation, biological process: cell wall biogenesis; xyloglucan metabolic process. Bases 269 to 1150 code for a protein of 293 amino acids. Gene Ontology annotation, cellular component: cell wall; apoplast. Gene Ontology annotation, molecular function: xyloglucan:xyloglucosyl transferase activity; hydrolase activity, hydrolyzing O-glycosyl compounds. The transcript is spliced from 4 exons.